AUGUCAAACACUACCCCCCAACCAUCACAACCAUCACAACCCUCACCAACCUCACCAUCCCCCCCACCAGAAAAACCCUACGCCACCUUCUUCCACGCCGCCGCCAUCGCCUCCGCCAUCCUCUGCCCCAUCGCCCUACUCCUCCCCACACGCUCCCCCCGCGGCAGCCGCGCCGGCCGUUUCAAGCCGACCGCCCAAAACCUCUUGCUCGGCGGCGGCGCCUUCUGGGGGUUUGACCGGCUGGCGGCGGAUUACACGGGCCAGUCGAUCUCGUCACGGUCUAUUGAGAGAUGGGGGGCGGUUUUGGGUGUUUCUUCUUCUACUUCUUCUUCUUCUGCUGCUGCUGCUGCUGAUGGUGAUGGGAAGAAGAAUUCGGCUGAGGCUGGGGCUGGAUCUGGCGGGAAAUCGGCUGGUGGUGGGCUCUUUGGGCAUUUACCGACGGAGCGGGCGGAGCGGAACCGGGCGUUGAUGGAAGCCGAGCGGAAACGGCGGGCGGAGGCGGAGGGAAGGGAGUAUAAGCCUAGGAAAGGUGGUAGCGGGGAAGAUGGGCGUGGCUGGUGGCAGCGGGUGUGGAUGGGCGGGGAGAAGGAUGGGUGGCAGGAGAAGCGGCUUGAGGAGGAACGGCAGGCGCUGGAGAGCGGGAAAGGGUAUGGGGAUUUGAUUGUGGAGCAGGUGAAGGAGGUGUGGAAUGGGGAGGGGAAGAAGGGAGGGGAGGACAAGGGGGGAGAUGGGAAGAAAUAA
Messenger RNA from Dichotomopilus funicola, 741 nucleotides. RefSeq names its product exocyst complex component SEC3. The coding region runs from base 1 to 741 and encodes 246 amino acids. The record is from RefSeq and is a predicted model, not a curated record. The transcript has a single exon. NCBI's taxonomy places the organism in Eukaryota, Fungi, Ascomycota, Sordariomycetes, Sordariales, Chaetomiaceae.